This is a messenger RNA of Lodderomyces oxycetoniae, 483 nucleotides long. RefSeq lists its product as uncharacterized. Bases 1 to 483 code for a protein of 160 amino acids. The transcript has a single exon. The record is from RefSeq and is a predicted model, not a curated record. NCBI's taxonomy places the organism in Eukaryota, Fungi, Ascomycota, Pichiomycetes, Serinales, Debaryomycetaceae.
AUGAAUGAAACGGUAUGUAAUGAUUUCCAGGCUAUCUCAAAGCUAGUUGCGAUGUUGAACCAGAAGAUCAACGACUCAAAUGAAACUUUGUUGAAAUUGCAUGAAACUGUUAAAUCAUUGGUACCCCAGGAGGUUUAUGAACAAUUUAUUGAGUCGCGAUCCGCUGGGUUGGGUUCGGCGAAAAUGGAAUUGGCGAAAAUGGAAUUGGCGACGCUGACGCUGAGUUUGGGCAACGAGGACGAAAUAUUGAGAAAUUUACAACGGGAACAGUUGCAGUUGAUUAUGGAGUUGCAGAAGCAAGACUUUAUUACUGAAAAAUUGGAAAAUCUAAUUUUGCAGAAUCAAGAAGUUUUAGAAACUAUAAAGGAAUUUUUGAUUCUGCAUGAUAAGAGCCAACAAGAGGAAUUGCAAGAAGCAAGGUAUAGGUUGAAGAGCUAUAUCGAGAAUAGCAUACAGCCUACGCUCGAGCACCUAAAAAGUUGA